Messenger RNA from Nematostella vectensis (starlet sea anemone), 1833 nucleotides. RefSeq lists its product as uncharacterized. Lineage: Eukaryota; Metazoa; Cnidaria; Anthozoa; Actiniaria; Edwardsiidae. Gene Ontology annotation, molecular function: zinc ion binding. The record is from RefSeq and is a predicted model, not a curated record. The transcript has a single exon. Bases 126 to 1694 code for a protein of 522 amino acids.
CGCUUUAGCCGUGUUACGUCACACAUUUUCGCGCCAGGAAUUAUGGGAUUGCUUUGCGGACAAACACAAAAAGUUCGUGGUGGCGUGUUUUCAGCGGGAAGUACAGUAGCGGGAAGGUUUGAAUUAUGCAUACUCAGAAUUAUCAGCUGGUAUCAUUAACAGAAGACGAUGUUCCUGGGGCAAAACUUCCAAGAGACAUUACCGAUUGUAAUGUUUUUGAAUUAAAACGUUGGUUGGAGUGCCAUGGACAGAAAAAGGGAGGAAAAAAGGCCGAUUUGCAAGAGCGUGUCAGCCAGUGCAUAGGCCUAGGCCUAAAAAUUGAUCCGAAAGUCGAUGGUGGAAAAUGGCACAGAAUUAAAGCAGAAAAACAAAGUAAAACCAUUAAUUUAUCAUCUUCAUCGCGUGAUGUUGACAAGCUAGCUAAUUUUCCAGAUACUGGUUGGAAAACAUUCCCUUCAAUGAACAUACCAGCAAUGUUUAACUAUGGACACAUUUACCAUUAUCUGGUCGAAUCUGUUGCACAGCUGUGCGCUAAUGAUGAAGAAGAGAGAGAGAUGAAUAUCGAAGAUUCAGUGACAGAGAAACCGUUAAGGAAAGGAAGAAGUCUUGUCACAAGUGGUUUUGUGGAGAAUAUUCAAGACACUACAAAUGAAAGUACAUAUUUUGUUAGAGCACACGUUCACCAUUCUAUGAAAGCUGACUUGCCUUUGAAAACAUCUGUAUCAGUAAGCAAACUCAGUGGUUUUGUGAAGUAUUGUUCUUGCAGUUGUAAAGCAAAUGAACUUGGUAGAUGUUGCCAUGUGUCUGCCCUAUUGCUGUUUAUCAGCGAUUAUCUGGGAAAGCAUGGAUAUGAUGCAGUUGCACCAUCCACUUCAAAAGAUUGCCAGUGGAACAAAGGUAAAAAGAGGGCACGGAAUCCAAAGCCUUUACCACAGACAAAGUAUACAUCAACAUCCACAAAGAGAAGUAAGACUCAAGAAAUGUAUCAAUUCGACCCACGGCCUGCAAAAUACCAUCAGCGUGUUAAUUUUGAUGGUGUAAAUAAUUUUGUUUCAGAUCUAUCCUCUUAUAACCAUUCAAAGGGUCAAACGUCCAUGUGGGAAACUGUCUUCCACUAUUCAUAUUCAGAUUUUAUGUUAGAGAAAGACGACAUUGCAGUGUAUACUACAUUAAUUGAUCAAUUCGAAAAUAAUAUCAGUUCUGCAUUAAAAGAUCUGCUAAUCAGUGUGCCAGAUCCUAAAUGCUGUCAAGUACCCGGGACUGAAAAGCAAAGACAUUCGUCAGUAUGGUUCCAGGAAAGGUGGUUUCGAAUUACAGCUUCAACUUGCAAAGAAAUUGUUAAUUUGUCUUUGUUUGAAAACAAGGAUGGCUAUAAACAAAGAUUAUUCAACUGGCUAGAAAAUAAAUUUUGGUUCAAGAAGAGUUUAACGACCCCGGACAUGCUAUAUGGCAUCGAAGAAGAACCAAAAGCAAUUGUCUUAUACGAGAAAUGUCGAAAUGCUACUGUUAACGAAAGUGGCUUGUGGGUUCAUGCAGAUUUUCCAUACUUGGGAGCUUCACCCGAUGGAUUGAUCUUUGUCGAUGGUAAACUCGAUGGGAUAGUUGAAGUGAAGUGCUUGAAAAUAUUAAAGACCAGGACAGUAAAACAAUUACUCGAUGCAGCUUCAACUGAGCUAAAGACAACAAUAAACUAGCAGUGUUUCAAAAUAAGUGACGAAAAGCUAGUUUUGCGCCCAACAUAUGCACAUUAUUAUCAAGUCCAGUUGCAGCUUCUAAUCACAAAUGCUAAUUAUUGUGAUUUUGUCCUACAUUCUGGAGUUGGCGAUCCCCACA